Cynara cardunculus var. scolymus (artichoke) is the source of this 1631-nucleotide messenger RNA. Its product is annotated as arogenate dehydratase/prephenate dehydratase 1, chloroplastic-like. The coding region runs from base 138 to 1361 and encodes 407 amino acids. Gene Ontology annotation, cellular component: chloroplast; cytoplasm. NCBI's taxonomy places the organism in Eukaryota, Viridiplantae, Streptophyta, Magnoliopsida, Asterales, Asteraceae. Gene Ontology annotation, biological process: L-phenylalanine biosynthetic process. Gene Ontology annotation, molecular function: prephenate dehydratase activity; arogenate dehydratase activity. The transcript has 11 exons. The record is from RefSeq and is a predicted model, not a curated record.
CCAUCAUACGUACACACAAAUUCCCAAAUUGAUAAUGUCGUUUGAAUCGGCCUCAAGUUUCACAAAAGUACCUCUGUGAAAAUGAGACUUCAAUUUCGCAACAUUGCUAAGAAUCUUGAAGAUUGGUACAAAAAGAAAUGGCUUUAAAGGCUGUACCAAUCUGGGUUUGUGUUAAUCACUCUCUUUCUCAAUUGGGUCUCUUCGAUUUCGUUCAAAACAAGAAGAAAACGCCUGCUUUCACCAAUUGUAGGGUUAAUCUUUCGAAAUUCAGGAAAUGGGAAUGCUUAGGUUUGAAAUUGGCUGAACCCGAAAGGGCACAAACCCAUGUCGAAGAUGACAAGCCUUUGAGUCCAUCUGAUUUGGGUUCAACUUCUACAGAUGAAAGGAUUCAAGACACCCAGAUCACCGAAUCGAAAGGGUUUCAUAAAGAUUUGAAUUCUUUACCAAAGCCGUUAUCAGCUACUGAUCUUGUCUCUUCUGGUAACGAUGGCUCAAAGGUCCGAGUUGCUUAUCAGGGUCUGCCAGGUGCAUAUAGCGAGGCUGCGGCUCUUAAAGCAUACCCAAAAUGUGAAACAGUCCCGUGUGACCAAUUUGAAUCAGUGUUCAAGGCUGUCGAGUUGUGGUUGGUGGAUAAAGCCGUACUCCCGAUUGAGAACUCUGUAGGUGGAAGUAUUCAUCGAAAUUAUGAUUUACUCCUUCGCCAUCGACUGCACAUUGUUGGUGAAGUGCAGAUGGUUGUUAAUCACUGUCUCUUGGGCGUGCCCGGGGUCAAAAAGGAGGAGCUGAAGCGCGUAUUAAGCCACCCUCAGGCGCUUGAUCAAUGUGAGAUCGCACUAAACAAGUUAGGUGUUGUGAGAGUUAGCGCCGAAGAUUCUGCUGGUGCAGCUCAGAUUGUAGCCUCUGAAGGCAUACGAGACACCGGAGCCGUUGCAAGUUCUCGAGCUGCGGAAAUCUAUGGGCUAGACAUUCUAGCGCAGACAAUCCAGGAUGAUUUAGAUAAUGUUACUCGUUUUCUAAUACUAGCAAGAGAACCUAUAAUCCCGGGACCCGACAAGCCCUAUAAGACGAGCAUUGUAUUUACGUUAGAAGAAGGCCCGGGGGUAUUAUUCAAAGCAUUAGCUGUGUUUGCGCUAAGGGAGAUCAACUUAUCAAAGAUCGAGAGCCGGCCCCAGAGGAAGCGCCCACUUCGGAUUGUUGACGAUAGCAACAAAGGGAGCGCCAAGUACUUUGACUACCUAUUUUACAUCGACUUUGAAGCUUCAAUGGCUGAACCUCGUGCCCAAUAUGCUCUUGGACAUCUACAGGAAUUCGCAAGGUUUAUCCGUGUUCUUGGUUGCUACCCGAUGGAUACAACUAUAUAGAUCACGGUUUCGCCUGACCUUUUUUGUAUGCCGUUUAUCAACAUUAAUGGAAGAGAGACGAUCGCCGAGGCUUUUGGCAAAAUCGGAUGUAUAAAAUCCUUUCUUUUAUUCGUUUUUCUCGUGUUGCCUGCGUUUUAGGUGGUCGUUGCACAGCAAAGUUGACAGUUUCGAAACCAUUUUUAUCCAUUUUGCUUCGUGUAUUCUGCACAAGGAAUUGUUGGGUCGCAGUUUUGUGACAAUGGAUUCUUGAAAUCACAAUGAAUUUGGUUC